GCUUCAGGCCACAGCAGAAAAGAGAAGCAAAUGGCGGACACAACGCAAAUUAAGGGAUUUUGGCCUCAUCGUACCAUACUUCUCAGCCGUGACCCAUCCUUUUGGAUCCGACGGGUGACAAGACGCAUCUUCCAUUGGACCGUCACACCUCCAUCUCCUCAUCGUCAACGCCAUAACAGGAGGGGAAUGAAUGGCAGCAUCACGGCCCGCGAACGGCCCACUGCAGCAUGGGGAAAGUAAAAAGGAACACAAGAGCCUUCACUGUUCUAUAUUACUGUUGAAAGGCAGAAAAAAUCCCUUCCUCACGGUGAACUGCGGGAGGGUUCGUGCAGAAUGGCAGAAGAAGUGGUGGACAUACCAGAUAAAAGGGGGCGGGGGGGCAAAGAGAUCAGUAAAUACAAGAGAUGCAGGUUGCAAUGUUGACAGCUCUGCUUGGGAGUUUGUCCUUUACCUCUACUAUUCAUUUUUCUACAGGACAAAUCAAAUAUCUGCCCAGAUUCAAAAGUGUCCUCAUAUCUCAUCCCAAAGCAGAAGAAACCAACAGCAGGUCCAGGUUUGCUUUUCCGAAGGAAGAAAGACAAGGACGAAAAUCAGCAUGGAGUAUGAAGCGCAACCAGACCCUCCCUCUCCCCAACCCCCGCCGAAUCCUCCACCAAGUCCGGUCAUGUAAAACAUGAUGCGCCGCGAUAGGACGGUUCGGUAAACAUAUCCCCAGCUCCCCAAGUCUCUCUCUCUCUCUCUCUCUCUCUCUCUCUCUCUCUCUCUCUCUCUCUCUCUCUCUCGCGCGCGCGCGCGCCUUGGAACUAUGCUGAUUUGU
Sodiomyces alkalinus F11 is the source of this 817-nucleotide messenger RNA. RefSeq lists its product as hypothetical. The transcript has a single exon. Bases 191 to 670 code for a protein of 159 amino acids. The record is from RefSeq and is a predicted model, not a curated record. Lineage: Eukaryota; Fungi; Ascomycota; Sordariomycetes; Glomerellales; Plectosphaerellaceae.